UAAAUAUCGAUAUAUCGCCCAACCCUACUUUGGGUGCAGUACCACAAAUUUGGGUUUAUGGGUAGUGGGGGUCAUUGGUAACCAUACCUGAAAAUGUCAAUAGUUUUCGACUUGCGGUAUAGGCUGGUAUAGGCAGUAUGAUUUUUACAGAAUUUGGGGGAAAUAUGAACGGUACAGAAACAAUAGGGGACCAAGCAGCUUCGCUGCUCGGAUCCCUAAUUAUAAAGACAUCUGUGACAACCUCCUGCACCCCCUUUUGGCUCAUAGCUGCCACUACAAGGGUCAUAAUGACUUAAUUGACCACACCCGAGUGGCGAGUUGUCAUGUAAGCAGGUUUUCACUAUACUUCAGGGGGAACCCUUUUCGGUUGACGCAGGCAUGCUGCUGCUUUACUUGUUCUCAUUUGUACUUUGCUUUAUCUUAUUCUUUCCCCAAAUAUCAUUGCAGGUAAACCAAUUGUCCCUAGCCAUUAUUUUUGCAUUGUUGUAUUAUUUCAAAUAAAUUAACUUUUUGAUUUAAAAUUGAAUUCUGUUUUGACUCCCUUAUUAUGUGAUGGUGUACGAGUCCACUGUUACACAUUCCACACAAAUUGAAUGUCAACUUGUCAUGACCAAGACAACUUCUGGUAAUGUCCCUUUGAUUAAUGUCAACUUGUCAUAAUCAAGACAACCCAAAGAAUCUCAACUUGCAACAAAAACCGAAUGACAUUAAUGACAGUCAAAAAGAUUAAUCACAUGUUUAUACAGUUUAUGACAUGUUCAUGACUGUUUCAUGUCAUAGGUAUGACAGUGACAUGUCACUCUUAUGUAGAUGCCUUCAAAUAAAAUGUUACCAAAAAAUUGUCACAUAUUGGAAUUAUCUGUUCGGAAUCGAAUUCUAUGUGGAAUAGAAGAGGUGGUGUAGUCCGCUAUAAUCGACAUGUACGUAUACACUUAUUCCGAUUAGUUUGGGGUUUAACUUUGAGCAGCUGCAGUAGUUCACAAUUGGUCCACUCCGUAUGUAUUUUUCUGCACACCGAACUUGACCGCUUUUGUCUGAUUCACAUCUUUCUUAGUUUACAGAUGCGGUCUAUAGUCGCUCAAUUUAGGAGAUUAACAACCGUUGAAAGGUAUUGAAGGCAUUUUAAAACAAGGCCCAACAAGCAGUUGACAGGAGAGGUGCGGCUCCAACCAAUUUUCCAUUCUUUGAAACGAUCAACCGUUUCAUCGGAGGACGGCCAUUCGGCCAAUAUUCAAUGUGGAGCAAAAUGGAUUUUAUGUUGGUUUUAGAACAGACGAGGAUGUGAAUGUAACAUCCUCUAGUAAGAUGUCACCAUUGUUAUAAGGUUUAGGAUCAAUUCAUUGGUACACAUGACUUAUUGCUUGCUCUCUUGCGAUGGUUUGAGGUUGGCUGAUGGUAAUACAUGAGAGUACUUAAUGCUAUUCAAGUAUAACAUAUAACCCAUGUUAGGUCUUAACACGUAUUUAUUCUGUGGUAGAUGAUGACAGGGACGGCAAUGACACUGUUGGCAACGCUCAGGAGUCAAAAGCAGAGGAGACCUCCAAAGUGGCUCUUCCUGCGUCAAUAAAGAGAAAGCCACUGCUUCGAUAGAAAAUAAUGAGCCCGUAAAAUUUGUGUUGAAAUCACAUUGUUAACUUCAACUUGCACUUAUAGUAUAGAUUCCUCUACAGGUACAGUAGAUUCCUCUACAGAUAAAGUUAAAUUUGCACUGAAGCCUAUGUUAAAAUCCAGAGCUAAAAACAUUAGUGUAAAGAAUGCUCCACCCCAUUUUUUGUAACAACGCAGCCAGACCUCAAGAAUCUGCCCUUGAAGUCAGCGCCAUUUUGAAGAACCCCCAAAAGAAAGGCAAACGGAUCAUGUCGGUCAAAGUCAAGUUCAGAGGCAUCCAGAAAUUCAUCAUCAUUUCUGAAGCCAAGCUCAUUGAACUGCUUGAGUGUGCAUUCCAGAAGUUUGGCAUCUCCCUCAGCCAAUUUCCUAAUGCAAAGCUCUUUGAUGACUCCAAAACUGAGGUUGACCAUGAGGUGUUUGAAGAAGUGAUUGGUGCAAAUACUGGUGUUUAUGAGCUAUCCAUUGAUGGUGUCUCUGAAGGUUUUGUUUCUGAGCUACCAGCUGUUGGCCAUUCGACACCAGCUCUAAGUCAAGAGGACUCUAAAACUGACUCUACUGUCAUUCUAAGCGAUGAAAGUCCCCAGGGGAAACGGUCCAGACCAAAUAGGUCCGAUGCCCACGCUUUGGUUGACGAAAUACUUCGCAAGAAACCUGGUGGUGAUAAUGUCAUUAGGGAGUAUGACAGAACAAAAAUGUUGUCAGACAGCACACGGCGGAAAAUGGUGAACAUUCUAGUAGCUGAAAUGAUGGAGAAGCAUGGAAAAAUGCCACCACGCCAUAUAAGAGAAAUGUAUGCACGGGGAAUUAUCGAGCUCUUUCCAUACCUGAGGGAUCCCCAAACCAAACAUGGCUACGAACAUUACUAUGAUUCCCAGAGCGGCCAGGGUUACCUCAGUUGGCGAAUAAAGACAGUCCAGAGAAACAACUCGCACAGGAAAUCACCAAUCUCUAUCAAGAAAUUUGAUGGAGGUCCAACAGCACAAAGACAAGUUGCAGGCACCUCUCAACACUCUGAUGAAGACUGCGUCUAUGCAAUCUCCCUGAUGAAGCAUAGUGUUGAUGAAGAAACAGUCAAGCAGAAAAUGAGGAGUUCCUUUCGGUAUCGAAGGAAUAUGGUUGAAGAUCCUGAAAGAUGUGGCGAUGUCCUGGCAGAAUACCCACGUUUUAAAGAUGUGAAAGGCCUAAUUGAACAGGACUUUGUGGAGCUGUUUGGAGAGGCCACAAGCAACACAUUUAAGGAGAGAUGGCCCACCGCCUUCAAAGACAAAAUCAUCGCCCAAAGUAAGGGACUACACCGCACAGCUGAGCUCCAAGAACUCAUUGAUGUUGCUGAAUCAUCUGACCAUGUCAAUAGUGAUCGUGAAGAUAUGGGAUGGGACAGUGACAUGUCUGGAAUCCUCCUCCUCCUGUAUCUAUUUCCACCUUCAGCACAGGGUCGCAAGCGACCUGGCAAGAUGGCGGCGGCUCAAGCGGAGAAGCUUCUAGUGGUGUUUCAGAAGACAGGAACCAGCAUACAACAGCACCUUGAUUCCAUCGAAGAGAGAAGACAGCCCUAUCUUCUUGCCACGGGUACCAAGAAAAGUCGCAUCCAUGGCUACUACAUCAUACUGGACAAGCAAGCCAUAGCGUGUCAGGCUGUGAGUGCUGUUGGAGCAUUUGAUGAACUUUUCAAAGCUCACUUUGUAUUUGGCACAUCCUAUAACAAUGCGCUGUACAAAAUGUACACUUUCAUUCAGACCACAAUUUUUGAAAUAGACAUAGGGAAGGUUAGAGAGACUCCUCGGGUUGCUGAAAUCAGAGCAAGAUUGCUCCACUUAAUUAGCUGUUGAGCUCUACUAAUCUAUGAGCCAGGUGGUCUCUGACGAUAUGUUGUGUAUUCUAUGUAGUGAAUGUUUUGGUGGGGUGAAUCUUCUUGUUAGACACUUGAAGAGUGUUCGUGGUUUAUUGCCUGGGAAAAUUCUCUCCCUUAAAUGUGGCCAGACUGGUUGUUCUCUUGAGUUUGGGUCGUUUUCAGGGUUUAGAAAACAUUUAAAUCGCGUUCACAGUGGACAAAUUUCAGUUCAAAGUAUCACUGAGGGACAGAACUCUGAGGCCAGAAAUGUGCCAAUGUCUUGUGAUGAUGAUAGUGAUUUGUGUUUUAGCGAUGUGGCUACCUCCUCAGUCAAAACUGCUGAUCUUUCAGUGACCAAUAAAAACACCAAGGAUGCUUGUGGAGCUAUUGUAGCUCAACUGCUGUCAGCAGGAGUAGGCCUAAAUACUGUUGAUGUGGUAGUGUCGUCAUUGGAAGAACUUGUAGAACAGAUUCAAAGUCAGGUGAAAGAAACAGCGUUAAAUGCUUAUCCCCAGAAAAUGAAAUGCAUACUGGAAUUACAAAAGCAUUUAGUGAAAUUUAAAAUCCAUUUACCUCCCUUUAUACAGUCUCUAAACAGAAGUCCUAUUUCAAAGAGACAUGUGAAAUUGUUACUCCUCUAGAGAAAGUACUUGGAGUCAGGUUUGAUAAUAGGAGGAAGAAAAAAACUGGUACUUACGACCAAGUGCUCGUCACAGACAAAUUCUCUUAUGUUCCUAUUCUACAAACAUUACUGUCCAUUUUCAAAAAUCCAAAAACGAGCAGUAUGCUCUAAUCUGGCAGGAGUUCCCCAGAUGGCUUCUAUGUUGAUUUGGAGGAUGGGUUAUACAUAAAGGCACAUCCACUUUUUUCAAGUGAGUCAUGCAUUAAAAAUACAGUUCUAUGAUGACUUUGAACCAUGUAAUCCCUUGGGAUCCAAGAGAGGUUCUCAUAAAAUAGGAGGCAUAUACUUUACAUUGAGAAAUUUCCAGUCUAAAUGUAAUUAAUGUUUGGACAACAUACAUCUAUGCAUUCUCUUCCACACCCAAGAUAUUAAAACAUAUGGGUUCAAUGCAAUAUUAGAGCCACUUGUGUCAGAGCUUAAAGUACUCGAAUUGAAGUUCAAUGCUUUAAUGGCCGUUUACGGGGUAGUAUAUUCCAAGUAAUGGGGGAUAAUCUUGGAUUGCAUUGCUUGUUUGGAUAUGUUGAAUCAUUUUCAGCCCGUUACUGCUGUCGAUUUUGCCUGACUGAGAAGGAAAAUUUUCAUACUGCCUUUUCGAGGAUGACCCCAGUGUGACUUUACGAUCAAAAGAUAUGCACCUGCAACAUUGUGAAGCUAUACAGGCAAACCCAACACUAACUCAUGUGUAUGGUGUUAAGCGUAAUUGUUUACUUGAUGAGCUUAAGUUCUUCAGUGUAUCAGAGAAUUUUUCUGUUGACAUAAUGCACGAUAUAUUGGAAGGAGUUGCCCAAUACGAGAUGAAACUAAUAUUCGAAUAUUUGAAGUCUGACUUCAUUUCACACAGAGAACUACAAGCUUGGAUAGUCUCAUUCAAUUAUGGCUACACAGAGAGUAGGAACAAGCCACCUGGAGUCAGACUAGAAGAAGGAAUUGAUUUAGGGCUUAAUGCUAUCCAGACAUGGUGUUUUGUCAGAAAUAUGCCCCUUAUAUUUGGGGAUGUUUUGCAGAGAGGUGACAAGUGCUGGCAGCUUCUUUUACUACUAGUCAACAUUGCGUUUUCACCUAUUUUAACAGAAGGUUUGACCAUUUGUUUAAAACAUUUCAUAGCUGAACAUCACAGGCUAUUCAAACAUUUAUUUCCCUCUAAAAGGCUUUUGCCCAAACAUCCUUUUCUAAUUCAUUAUCCACGUUUAAGACUUCUGGGGCCUGUUCUUCACAUGUGGUCAAUGCGUUAUGAGUCUAAGAAUUAUUACUUCAAAAGACAACUGAAAAGUUUUAAAAAUGUAACUAAGACUCAAGCAAUCAAACAUCAAAGUGACUCGGCCUACACGUUUGGCUUGGCGUCUACCACUAUUAAAAAGGGUCCUGGGAAAAUGGUUGCUCUGUGUGAUGUGAAUGAGGGUGACAAUAUUGCAUUGUAUUUGAAUGUUUCUGUGGAAAUUUGGGCAAAAGUCCAUGGCACUGAAUAUCGCCCCAAGUUGAUUAUUUGCAGUAGUGUUGACAUUGAUCUUCCUAAGUUUUGUCAAAUCAGAGACAUUAUUGUACAAGAUGAAGUAGUACUUUUGAUCUGUGUAGUUCUACAUACAUGUUGUUUUGAUUAACAUUUUCAUUCAUUUAAAGUCAGUUUCGAAGAGGUUGAGGAAUGGAAGAUUGUCAGUGUAAAUGAACUUGUGUACCGUAAACCGUUUGACUUGCUGAUGAAAUAUGGCACACAGGAUGAAUUUAAAUAUAUUGUGCCGAAUUGUGUCUUCAUUUAGAAGUCAUGUUAACCUCUCCAAUAAAAUCUGAACUGAAGCUGAAA
Molecule: messenger RNA, 5919 nt
Organism: Gadus morhua (Atlantic cod)
Lineage: Eukaryota; Metazoa; Chordata; Actinopteri; Gadiformes; Gadidae
Exons: 10
Coding region: 1755-3437 (560 amino acids)
Source: RefSeq, a predicted model, not a curated record